Molecule: messenger RNA, 1687 nt
Organism: Dryobates pubescens (Downy woodpecker)
Lineage: Eukaryota; Metazoa; Chordata; Aves; Piciformes; Picidae
Gene: FADS6
Product: fatty acid desaturase 6
Exons: 7
Coding region: 167-1405 (412 amino acids)
Biological process (GO): lipid metabolic process
Cellular component (GO): membrane
Molecular function (GO): oxidoreductase activity, acting on paired donors, with oxidation of a pair of donors resulting in the reduction of molecular oxygen to two molecules of water
Source: RefSeq, a predicted model, not a curated record
GCCCCGCCGCGGCGGCUGCUCCCCGAAAUGGGCCAGCAAGGCGGAUUAUUGCCAUCGCUAAUCUGCAUUCGCCCUCCUCCCGGUCCUCCCCUGCUCCUCCCUUCUCCGAAUCGCUGCCGUUCAGCCCUGCUGUGCGGUGCCGCACGGGCUGGCCGCCUGCCCCGGGAUGGCCAAGGCUGGCACAGCCGCCGUGCCGAGGCUGGCGGAAAUGCCGAUGGAGGACGGGGACGCAGCAAGGUGGAGGGGACAGCAGGUCAGUGGCGAGGUCAGCGGCAGCCUCCAGCACGGGAGGAUAGAGGACCGGCCGCGCCCGGCAGUGCUUAAUGACGGCAGGACAGAGGUGAUGGCAGAGGGUCGAGAGCUGGGUGACGGGGACGGGACCCCCGGGAGAAUCCCUCAGCAAGCAGGGCAGCAAGAGGAAGCCCUGAUGGCCGAGCUCUCGCAGCUGGUGCAGAAGGUGGUGAAGAGCAGCAGCUGGUGGGAACGGCACGGCGUGGACAUCAGCAUCCUCGCCUGCAGCAUCCUCCUGCUCCCGGCAGGGUUCCUGUGCCUGCGGUCAGCCCAGGCCAUCCCUUUCCUGGUGGGUGUCCUCACUCUUGGCGUGGUGCAUCACACCCUGACUGUGAAGGGCAGCCACCUGGCCAGCCACAAUGCCUUGACUGAGUCCAAGUCCUGGGGCAAAGUGUGGGCCAUCUUCUUCAUCGAGCUCUGCUCAGCUUUCACAGUUGAACAGGGCACCUACAACCACGUGAAGAUCCACCAUGGCUACACCAACAUCAUUGGCAUGGGGGACUCCAGCACCUGGAAGGUUCCUUUCCUGAACCGCUACGUCUACAUGUUCGUUGCGCCUCUGGCAGUGCCCAUCAUAACCCCUCUGGUUGCACUUGAUCUGCUGAGGAACGUGGAGUGGAAGGCAGCUCUCCGCACCCUCUGCUGCAUGUUUCUGGGUCUUUACUGCCAUUUCUGGCUGCUGCUCCAUGUCUCAGGCUUCCAGUCGCCGUGGGCUGCCCUGCUCUGCAUGCUGCUCACCCGCUCCCUCCUGGCCCAUCCCUACAUCCACGUCAACAUAUUCCAGCACAUCGGCCUCCCCAUGUUCGCGCCCGAGCGGAAGCCCAAGCGGAUCCGGCUGAUGAGCCUGGGGGUCCUCAACCUGCCCCGCAACCCCCUGCUCGACUGGUCCUUCGGCCACUCGCUCAUCAGCUGCCACGUGGAGCAUCACCUCUUCCCCAGCCUCUCUGACAACAUGUGCCUCAAGAUCAAGCCUGUAGUCUCCCAGUACCUGAAGCAGAAGCAGCUGCCAUACAAUGAGGACACCUACACCUCCAGGCUCCGGCUUUUCCUCCAGAGAUACGAAGAGCUGAUGGUCCAUGCUCCCCCCAUAACGGAGCUAGUUGGCAUCCAGUGAGGAUGGGGCCCCAGGACUCGGGGGGCUGUUUCCUGCAGGGGCUUGUGGCAGGGAUGGUUUUAGCAGGAUCAGGCCUACACAGAUGCUGGCUUCCACAAAGCCAUUGUGUAGGAAACAACUCUUCCCCAUGUCUUGCUUUUGGCUAAUGAUGCUCAGAGCCACUGUGGGAGGAGAGCCGGGCAGUGCAAUGCCAGGGGUGGAAAAGGAAGGGUCCUUCCCCCUGUUAUUCCAAGCCAGGGCUUGUUUUAUCCACUCUGCUUUCAUGCUUGGGGAGAGAACCCC